UCAUACAAGCAGCAUUGCUGAGGCCAGUGGGCCUCUAGGACCCAGGAUCAUGUCCGUGGUUCUUCCCUUUCUGCUCUAUCUCAGGUUGUAUAUAAGACAGAGCACUCAGGCACAGGAGGGAAAUCUCCCCCGACCUAAUAUCACAGCUGAACCUGCAUCCAUGGUUCUAUCUAAGGAUUCUGUUACCAUCUUGUGCCAAGGAAUUCCAGAAGCUGAAGUAUGCAACAUAUCUAAAGUGGGAGGUCAUGAGCCCAUGGACAGUAUAUUACCACUGCCUAAGGAGACCUGCCCUUUGAGGAUCCCAGAGUUGACACCAGACUGGGCAGGGCAGUACCACUGUUCCUAUCAGAGUGGAGGCCAGUGGUCUCAGCCUAGUGACCCCCUGCAGCUGGUGAUGACCGGAGCUUAUGACCAACCCUCCCUCUCAAGCAUGACUGGCACUGUGGUGGCUUCAGGAGACAAUGUGCAGUUACAGUGUUUCUCCAAAAUCAGGUUUGAUGUAUUUAUUCUCAUCAAAGAAGAUGGAGUUCACAUUACCCAGAACCUAAGCUACUCCACACCUGAGCGCAAUGGACACCAGGCCAUCUUCCACAUGGACCCCACCUCCACACAGAUGGGGACCUAGAGAUGCUAUGGUGCCUUUUGCAAUGACCCCUAUGUGUGGUCUCACCCCAGUGACCAGUUACAGCUUGUGG
This is a messenger RNA of Hipposideros armiger (great roundleaf bat), 695 nucleotides long. Its product is annotated as leukocyte immunoglobulin-like receptor subfamily A member 5. Gene Ontology annotation, biological process: immune response-regulating signaling pathway; cytokine-mediated signaling pathway. The transcript has 4 exons. Lineage: Eukaryota; Metazoa; Chordata; Mammalia; Chiroptera; Hipposideridae. Gene Ontology annotation, molecular function: inhibitory MHC class I receptor activity. The coding region runs from base 50 to 625 and encodes 191 amino acids. Gene Ontology annotation, cellular component: plasma membrane. The record is from RefSeq and is a predicted model, not a curated record.